Messenger RNA from Asparagus officinalis (garden asparagus), 689 nucleotides. RefSeq names its product nudix hydrolase 1. Gene Ontology annotation, cellular component: cytosol. Bases 84 to 530 code for a protein of 148 amino acids. Gene Ontology annotation, molecular function: 8-oxo-7,8-dihydrodeoxyguanosine triphosphate pyrophosphatase activity. The transcript is spliced from 2 exons. Gene Ontology annotation, biological process: dGTP catabolic process. The record is from RefSeq and is a predicted model, not a curated record. Lineage: Eukaryota; Viridiplantae; Streptophyta; Magnoliopsida; Asparagales; Asparagaceae.
CUCCAAUCCCUCGGGCUUUUUAUGUAGGCUUUGUUAAAGUAGAGCCCCGAGGAAAGAAAAGGGGACGGUGACGGGACAGCGAGAUGGAAGGGGGCGAGGGCGGUGACCGGACUCCGAGGGUCGCCGUGGCGGCGUUCAUACUCAAGGGGAGCUCCGUUCUGUUAGGAAAGCGACUGUCAGAGAUCGGAAAAGACACUUUCGCCCUCCCCGGUGGCAGACUCGAGUUUGGUGAGAGCUUUGAGGAGUGUGCAUCAAGGGAAGUAAAGGAGGAAACGGGUUUGGAUAUCCAAAAGAUUGAGGUCAUGACCGUCGUCAACAGCGUUCAACCGGAUGCCCAAAGACCCUCUCACUUUGUCACCGUCAUCGUUCGUGCCGUGUUAUCAGAUCCAGGCCAGAUACCCGUUAACGUUGAGCCCGAUAAGUGUAGCGGGUGGGCUUGGCACGAGUGGGAUAGCCUACCCGAUCCACUUUUUAAGCCGCUGGAGGUUCUGGUUAGUAGCGGGUUUAAUCCUUUCUCGUGCUCACCGUGAUUGGCGGAUAACGUUUGAGGUCUGAUUUAGAGAUUUUAGUUUUUGUGGCGAUGUAAUAUGCAUAGUGGAUCUUCUACGAGAGGAACUUAUUAGAGAGCAAAAUUUGAAUUGUUGCAAGUCUUUUUGAAGUAUAUAAUUAUUAUGAAAAUCUCUCAACAA